This is a messenger RNA of Penicillium lagena, 279 nucleotides long. RefSeq lists its product as uncharacterized. Lineage: Eukaryota; Fungi; Ascomycota; Eurotiomycetes; Eurotiales; Aspergillaceae. The record is from RefSeq and is a predicted model, not a curated record. The transcript has a single exon. The coding region runs from base 1 to 279 and encodes 92 amino acids.
AUGCCGUUUUUGCCGUCGCGCCCGACGCUAAGCUUGCGCCCCCCCUCUCUGCCAAUUUACACCUUUUCGAUCCCCCAGCGUCCGCACGCUCCGCCCAUCGAUGACAUCGGUCGCGUCAUUUUUGCGUUCGCCCCGUCCCUAGCUCGUCUCAUCUGCAAUCUCUGGCCCGGCGUCGUGGGUGUGUCUCGAAGUGCACCUCGCUCCCGCCUCAACCGGGUUGUGGCGCCUACACCUGAGACAAUCCAAAUCUCAAACCCUGCCCCUCGCCGCGUCCCCUAA